UGCAGUAAAAAUGUUAUUAAUAACUGAUCGAAAAAUUGGCUGUCAAUUUAAUGAUGUACGUGAUGUAGACAACGCGCGUAUAAUUAUUAUCGUCGCUAUCGAUAUACUACGGGAAAUUCGUAACAACCCGUAUUAUCUAGAAAGUUCAUUGUUCAAUAUAAAGAUAAAUCACACUGCCAACGAACUCGCGAUAUAUUUCACUGUAUUCACUACAGUUUUGAUUUACGUAUUGUCACAACGUAAUAUUUGACGCAAACACGAGUUUAUAAAACAAAAAUGAGUUCAAUUUUAAAUUUUUUUAAACCAACGAAUAAAAAUACUACCUCAGUUCCGAAUGUUCCAAUUGAUGUGGAUUUAGACAAAUCGUCCGUAGACAGUCCAUCAACAAAAAAACGAAAACUCGAGAUAGUAACAUCUGAUGCAACCGAUGCAAGUCGUAAUACUUUUCCAAAUGAUAUUGCAAAUUUUUGUCGAAAAAAUUUGAACGACAUUAAAAAAUACGAAGUUCUUAUGCAUUAUUGGAUACCUGAUAUAGACUUCAAGUUUCCGACUAGUGGCAAACGAAAUUGGAAAUUUCAGCAUUCGUGGUUACGCUCAUUUGUGUGGUUGGUGUAUUCUGCUGCAGAAGACGGAGCUUACUGCCGUUAUUGUGUCUCGUUUGGAUCAAAUUACAUAGGAAAAGGAGGUCAUCAAAACAUUAAUGUAUUGGUUCAUACUGCGUUUCGAGAUUGGAAGAAAGCACUCGAAAAAUUUAGAGAACACCAAACAAAAAAAUAUCACCUUGACGCCAUGGAAGAUGGACAAAAUUUUAAAUUGAUUUAUGAAAACCGAAAAAAUGACGUGAUCAGCGAAAUUGACAAAGGGCGAAAAAUGCAACUACUUGAAAACAGACAAAAGUUAAUUCCAAUCAUUCGAGCCAUUUUGCUGUGUGGAAGGCAAGGAUUACCAUUAAGAGGUCAUCGAGAUCAGGGUUCUUUAUCAUUAAAAAUGCCGGAAGAAAACGAUGGAAAUUUCAGAGCAUUACUUCGUUAUGCUCUAGACAGUGGUGAUCAAAUUUUGGCAAAUCAUUUGAAUACUGCAGGAUCAAAUGCAACAUAUUUAAGCUUCCGCAUUCAAAAUGAAAUAAUUGAUAUAGCUGGGAAACAAAUAACAACAAAUAUCGUACAACGUGUAAAUAGAUCUGGAUGCUUUUCUGUUAUUGCUGACGGUUAG
Molecule: messenger RNA, 1212 nt
Organism: Sipha flava (yellow sugarcane aphid)
Lineage: Eukaryota; Metazoa; Arthropoda; Insecta; Hemiptera; Aphididae
Product: zinc finger MYM-type protein 1-like
Exons: 2
Coding region: 277-1212 (311 amino acids)
Source: RefSeq, a predicted model, not a curated record